UUUUGAAACUACUAACCGGAAGUGUAAUAAGCUGUGGUUUCGGGCUGGAAAAACAAAAAAAAUGACUCCUGUCAGUUUGGAAAAAUCUCCAGCGGUCUGGAUCGCUCUGGAGCGCCUUGACAAAUCCGACGGAGUCGUGGUUCUUCGAGACAUCUCCUUUCCUUCUGCAGCUCAGGUCACCACAGUCACACAGAUUCUCACCGACACUUUUGGGCUGAACUCUCCCAACGUCGUUCUGAAGAUAAGGAAUCACCGCGGCCACCUGAUCCCUCUGAACAGCUCCAUCCCUGCUAACAGUAAACACACGCCCCAUGUGCUUGAAGUAACCAGGUUCUCUCAACACGUGCGCCCCAAACCCAGAACCGUUCCAAUGACUGUAAUCAACAAGAGCAUGAAGACCAGACUGCAGGCCAUAGACACGAGGAUCCAGAGACUCAACGACCUUCUGCCUCAGAUCAAACUUCGACACAAUGAAAAACUAAUUACGGAGAUUGAAUGUCUCAACCAGAAGCUGAUGUUUCUUUGUCAAAAAAUGCAGGUGGCUGACUCUCACAGCUGGAAAGGUGUGCUGACCAGAACCCCUCUUUGGUAAACCGGGCCCCACAUCCCUGACGACGGCUCAGUUGUGGUUUUUAAUGAGCCUUCUUCUGUUUCUCUGCAUCUUCAUCAUCAUCAUAUCAUCUUUGUCUGCCACACAAUGUAUAAACAAAGCAUAAAAAACACAAAACAACAUCUGUUGGUUGAUAAGUGAUACUUUUACAGCAAACCUUAUAGGAUUCUACUGCAGCAGCUAAUUUGUAGCACACGAUGGACCAAAUGUCACUUUUUCUUGUUUAAACUAUGAAGUUAAUAAAAAGAUGGAGAGAAACAGA
Molecule: messenger RNA, 872 nt
Organism: Girardinichthys multiradiatus
Lineage: Eukaryota; Metazoa; Chordata; Actinopteri; Cyprinodontiformes; Goodeidae
Exons: 9
Coding region: 62-592 (176 amino acids)
Source: RefSeq, a predicted model, not a curated record